GGUGACUGUUACUCUGGAGAUGAGAAUCAGAAUAAUGACUGCGCUGACUGUCCUCAUGGGCAGUAUAAUGACCCUCGUGACCCCCAGAGGUGCCUUCCAUGCCCAUGCAGUGCUGGGGUUGGUUGCUCGUUGUCUCCAGAGACACAAGAGCCUGUGUGUGACAACUGUCCCGUAGGACUGAGUGGUCCUCGCUGUGAAAUAUGUGCUGACGGAUAUUUCGGAGACCCCCAGGGACAAAAUGGACCUCCUAGGCUGUGCAGACCCUGUGCCUGCAAUAACAACAUUGAUCCCACAGUGGAGGGCAGCUGUGACCAAGUGACGGGAGAGUGCUUGAAAUGUCUUCAUAA
This is a messenger RNA of Staurois parvus, 347 nucleotides long. NCBI's taxonomy places the organism in Eukaryota, Metazoa, Chordata, Amphibia, Anura, Ranidae. The record is from the annotation of a GenBank genome assembly.